Molecule: messenger RNA, 1296 nt
Organism: Puccinia graminis f. sp. tritici CRL 75-36-700-3
Lineage: Eukaryota; Fungi; Basidiomycota; Pucciniomycetes; Pucciniales; Pucciniaceae
Exons: 3
Coding region: 1-1296 (431 amino acids)
Source: RefSeq, a predicted model, not a curated record
AUGGCUGAAACGAUGCAUUCAAAAUUGUGUAGUCUGGAAGGAACCGAGGAUCUUGAAUGGGAUUACAAUACAAUGCACAUCAAGUGCUUUUGUCACAAGAUGGCAUUGGUCGUUGAUGCUGGUUUGACAGAAUUGGGCAUCAAAGCUCCUCCACCACCAAAAAUAAAAAAGGCCUUUCUUGGUUCUUUCCCCUACUCUACUGCAAUGGCACCAAUUACCGAAGCUGAGGAAGAAAAGACCACUGCCAAUCAAAUGGUGUACGAGAGCGACUGCAAUGACAAUAGCAAUACUGAGGACUCUGAUGAUGAUGAGAUUGAUAUGGUCGAGGAGGACGAGGAAUCAGAAGCUGUGGAGAAAGGAGUGCCAGAAAAAAAUGAGAAGGCCGGUGGGAAAAAUAAAAACAAAUCUGCUGCAAACAGGAAUCAGUCUAAUGAGUUGAAUGAACUGACCAAGGCUUUGGACUUUGUGGUAAAAAAGAUCACCAGCUCAUAUGCUUGGAGACAGGAAUUUGACCAAUGUUCCAAGGGAAAAGAUUUGAAAGGUUUAAUUGCUGGCUAUGGAAUUUGCUGGAACAUCAAGUAUCAAAGCCGAAUGUGUGCCUACAAUGUUAUUGAUGCAAUGCUCCAGGAUGAGUAUGUUAAAUACCAAGAUCAAACUUCCCGAUUGAGCCACAAAGAAAACCGCAAGAAGUUGGGGCACUUUAAGGAAAUCCAGUUCAUGGCAAAAGAAUGGAGGAUGAUUGAUGAGUUGAAUAAGGAGUUAGAAGUGAGGGGCAAAUUACUCAAUUUCUACAGUUUUCUUAAGAUACUUAAUAACUUAUCUUUUGAUCAGCCUUUUGACCGUCUCAUAAAAAUAAUGGAGGGUGAUGGUCCUACAGGUGCCUUUGUACUCCCAAACUACUACCAGAUUAUCAAGGAUCUGAAGAAGAAAGAGGACGGAUGUGACCAAGGACACACAUUGCAUCCAAUGUAUAUCAAAAUGAUAGAAAAGCUCCAGACCUACCAGGACAAAGCACUCAAAUGUGAAACACUUGUCAUGGCAACACUUCUUCACCCAUCAUUCCGGUUGAAUCUUUUUACACAUUGCUGGCCUGAAUCUGCUGACAUGGCUAAGAAAUUAUUGGAGCGUCAUUUUAAGAAGAGAGACAAAUUAUUACAAAAGAGAAAAGAAGACAAUAACAAAAUCAGCCAGAAAAAGCCGGAAACCGUUGAUGAAGAUAAUAUCUUUGAAUUAUUCAAUGCUGCAAAAAUUGAAGAAAGCAAAGAGCUCGAAGUUUAUGUCAAAAACAUGGAUUGA